ACAUGCGUAGUAGAGUGUUAUAUCACAGCGUGCCGGUUUGCUACUUCCUCUGUUCCACACAGCACAGAGAACACAUCAGCUGUCCAAGCCGCUUUACUUUCUUUCUCCCCAAAGCGAAACCAUUUUUUUUCAGACAACAUGGCCUCGUAUGAUGAUGAGAAUCAAUCCAAGUUUAUGCGUAAAGCAAAAGAAAAUCCUUUUGUUCCAGCAGGAUUGGCUGGAUUUUUUGGCAUCGUCGGUUACCAGCUGAUGAAAAUGAAGCACAGAGGAAACGUAAAAAUGUCUGUUCACCUCAUCCACAUGCGUGUGGCUGCCCAGGGAUUCGUGGUUGGAGCCAUGACUUGUGGCGUCCUGUAUUCAAUGUACAAAGAGUACAUUUGGGAUCCCGCACACAAGCCAAAGGAAGAAAAAUGAAGUUUAUGGGACUAAUAUUUAAUAGUUUUCAACCUGAUAUUAAAGGGUGUAAAUAACACAUUAUAUACAUAUAUAUAAAAAAAGUGGUAUCCUAAAAAAAAUGUGUGUUCAACUAAAAAUAAAAACGUUAAAAUGUAGUGUUUAUUAUUAUUAACAGAUUCUGUCUUGAACUUUCAAAGAGUUGUUUUAGUCAGAACAUGGCAGCUCAUACUAAUCCACACGAAAAAUGUAUUAAAUAGGAAUAAAACCUUUUCUUUACUGAAACUAUAACUGCUAAAAUGGUACACAGUUAUUCAAAAACAUAAUGCUAAUGUUUUUCAUAAUUUUUAACAAAGAUUUAGCUUAUGUUGAGAAUAGAAACAUAUACUUAAAGCCAAUUUGUAAAGUAAAUUAUCAUUUUUAUUCUUAAAUUGAUGACUUGGCAAAAGGUUUAAGGUUGAAAUACAGGGUUGGGCAUUAUUUAAGAUGAUUUUCUUUAUUGAGAAAAUUCUAUAACUUUUUGGUGUAAAUAUUUCAUAGGUUUUAAGAUGGACUACACUUUUUUUUUGUUCCAUUAUGAUAUACAUAACUGUAUAUUAGCAGAUAUGUUGGGCUCUAUUAGCUUCACAGAGGUUCUUGUAAUUUGAAAGUGGUCCAGCACAACCGUUUUCAAAGGUCAUGGAUGAACUUUCAGGUUUUUUUUUCUUUUUCUGAUAUAUGAGAGUUUAAAAAGAUUCCUUAUCUGGACCACUUUAAGAAAUUAUGGUAAAGACUGAGUCUUUGUAAAGAUGAUCAAACGGUUGUAAAGAUAAAUAAUUAUAUGCAGCACCAAAUCCCCUAUUUUGCCUGUUUGUCAACUAGUAGGAAAGAUAUAGUAUAUAUACAUGAUCUAUCUUCUAUCUUGUUUUAAAGGUGUGCAAUGCUCCAAAUCUUGUAAAAUGGAUUUGCCUUUGAAAUCCAAAAACAUAAUAAAGUCUUGGU
Messenger RNA from Oryzias latipes (Japanese medaka), 1374 nucleotides. It is a transcript of the gene higd1a, whose product is annotated as HIG1 hypoxia inducible domain family, member 1A. Lineage: Eukaryota; Metazoa; Chordata; Actinopteri; Beloniformes; Adrianichthyidae. Gene Ontology annotation, cellular component: mitochondrion. The record is from RefSeq and is a predicted model, not a curated record. Gene Ontology annotation, biological process: mitochondrial respirasome assembly.